ACGCCGCCCUUGCAACCCGCCACCUCCGUCAAGCUGUUGCGUCUUCUCGACCACCGGGAGAUUCGGUGACAUUGCAGCCCAUGUAGCAAGGCCCAUCAAAGGAGAGAAGUCUAGAAGCGCACGCAAGUACAGGAAAGGGAGAGACACCAGUCGCGAAGAUAUAUAAAUCGAUACUCACGCGGUCACGCACUCACGCCCCCCACCCCAACUCACGAAACUCCGGCACCACAUUUCCUCCGCCCAGGCCAGGCACCCCGCAUCCACGCCCACCCCACCGCACCGCCUCCGCCAUGGCCUACACCUCCGCCGCCACUGCCACCGCCGUCGCCGUGCUCCUUCUCGCGUCCUCGUGCCUAUCCACUGCACAAGUAAUCAGACCUGAGUUGAUCUAUGCCUUCGUCCGCGAGCAGAUGGGGGCGGCGGACCUUGUCUCCUGGGCUCGCGAGAUUGCCUACGCGCAGCGCGAGAACUGGUGCGGGGAGAAGGGCCGGCGCCGCCCGCGCGACUUCCCUUUCAAGCUUGGAUCCGAUUGGCGGCAUCCCAUCGGUAUGAAGGACGGCUUCACUAGGGUCGAGGGCCGUAUGUGGGGAGUCAUCGCCUUUGCCCGCGGCCUUCAGACUUACCUGUGCUCUGCCAAGGCGGAGCCGGAGGAACGCCGCUGCUGCUGCUGCGGUAGCUCAAGUCGCCGCUGCUGCUGCUGCUGCACACCGGGGUCUCUACAACCUGGAGUUCCAGUGCAAGCUGCUGGAGGGAGUCAAGCUGCUGAUGGGGAUCGCCAGAAACCCACGCCCCGCCUGCGCUGAGGGGGGAUUUCCUGGAGGACGUGAAGGAUGAAGGAAGUGAAGCUUGAAGCUAGGAGACUCUUCAGCUUUCUGUUGUUCCAUUUUUUGCUCCCGAUGGUGCUGCAGUUUUGCAUAGUGUGUUGAGUCAGGCUUGUUCUGAAAUUAGUUUCUAUGUUACAUGGUUGUUUUCAGAGUCGGAACCUGGGAACCCUGGGUGUCGCUUACAGGGUGGCCUUGGCCCGAAUCAGGUCCUUCUGCCCCUGUUUCUUUAGACGUUUGCUCCCUCCCUCUGUGAUGUACCAAACUAUCGGUAUUUCAGAACCUCUGUGAUGUACCAAACUAUCGGUAUCAGAGUAAUGGAAAUGGGGCUUGCCUCGUGUCGAAAAGGAAA
Molecule: messenger RNA, 1173 nt
Organism: Panicum virgatum (switchgrass)
Lineage: Eukaryota; Viridiplantae; Streptophyta; Magnoliopsida; Poales; Poaceae
Exons: 2
Coding region: 291-803 (170 amino acids)
Source: RefSeq, a predicted model, not a curated record